Molecule: messenger RNA, 6024 nt
Organism: Colletotrichum gloeosporioides
Lineage: Eukaryota; Fungi; Ascomycota; Sordariomycetes; Glomerellales; Glomerellaceae
Product: COPII coat assembly protein sec16
Exons: 2
Coding region: 1-6024 (2007 amino acids)
Biological process (GO): Golgi organization; autophagy; COPII vesicle coat assembly
Cellular component (GO): ER to Golgi transport vesicle membrane; endoplasmic reticulum exit site
Source: RefSeq, a predicted model, not a curated record
AUGACUGUCGAGACCGCGAACGCCUCGUGGCAUCCGGCCUUCAUGCCAAAUGCUGCCAGUGGCGACGUAUCCGCUGAUGCCGCACCACCCUCAACCGCAAAUCACGACACAUCACCUCGGCCCGCUGCUGCCGAAAAACACCUCUCCGAUGAUACCGACCGUAGCCCCGAAUCACAGCAAACAUUCUCUUUCGAGGACAAGCCUGCGGUAGGAAGCAGUUCCUGGCUGGGCGCGGAAGCUACUCAGGACGAAUCUGACGAUUGGCCCAAUUUUGGUCAACUGGAUACUCUCCCAGUCGAACCGAAGGAGAAUGGCGAAGAAGCUCCAGCUACAACGGAGGCCCCAACUGAAGCUUCAGCUUGGGAACCCGGACCGAUCCCUGUCACCCAGGAGGCCGCGACGCAACAGGAUGUCCCCGCCGAUGAUGCCAAACCCGCCGGUCCCACGUUAGGUCACACCAGUAACGACUCCUUUACCCGAACGGUUGCCCACGAAGUUAAUUGGGACGACGACCACGAGGAAUGGACGCUUUCCCGAAGGGACACCGAUCCGUUCAAGUUCAUGCCGCCCAAUGACAGAACAAACUCUUUUCCGCCGGUGCCGCCUGUCGGAGCUUCCACCUCCGCUCCUGGAGAGGAACACCCUUUACCAUCAAAUCAAGCUGAGGAUCUGAUGCACGAGAUCGAGAACACACCGGACCAUUACGACGCGGCCGGCGACGAGCAAACACAUAAUGCUGCUUCUGCAUUCGAUUCGGGUUUUGGGAAUGAUACCGAGGAUAGUCAGCAGUACGUCGGUCGUGAUGAGACCUUUACCGAAGAGGAGGGUCUCGGCUCGCGAUAUGAAGAGGGCGUUCCUUUGAUUUCUCAAGUGGAUACCAACGGCGAUGCGCCACAGGCCGGGCCAUCAUUCACAGGGUUUGGCGACGACGAAGCCGCCGAUGAUGACUUCUUCAGCAAGGUUCAAGACACAAACAAUGACGAUUUCCCCGACUUCAGCGGCAAGCAACCCCUUGAACGCAAAUCCACCAUGCAAGUCCUAGGUGGCCUGGACGACUCUACGCUUUCAAGAAAAGACACGUUGGACGACAUGUUGGAAGAGGACGAGGAUGAGGAAGCGUGGCCGACCACCCAGCAGACGGAAACAUCAACCAAUACUGCACCGGAGCCCACACAGACCGAGAUAACACAACCCGAUGAUGCUGAAGCCAAGCCCACGGAAGACUUGGCCGCGAAAUGGGAGCAAGCCUUCGCAGGUGAUGACGAGGAUGACUUCUUACUCGACGAUACGCUUGACGCGUCUGGCGAAAGCAAGGCUGUCGACCCGUCGGCGUUUUUCGGCAGCGACGACGAAGGCUUCCUCGAGGAUGAUGACGAGCAGCAGGCUGCCCCUGCUGCUUCGACCGCCAACCAGGCGCAAACAUCUGGCACCCAGGGACGAUACACACCUCAAACGCCUGCCGCUGCUCCUCAACGGAGUAGCUCUAAUCCUUACGCUCCUGCACAGCCGGCAUUGUCUGCUUAUCAACCUCAGGCGGCUGCCUCGCCAUUCAUCCCAGCACCCUAUGCUGUUCAGCGUGCCCAGUCAGCCGCUCCUUAUGCGGCGGAACAGCAGUUGAGACCCGAGCCUUCCAAAGCCCAAAGCUUUGCUGCCCAGUCCAAGGGCGGUUACACAUCGCCGUAUGAUCUGCCCAUGCAGGUGGUUGUUCCUAAGAAGCGGGCGAGCACUUCUCAAGCUCCGAGAAGUCCUGCGACGGGACCGGCCCCGGGCCCGCCUCCCAGGAGCUCAAGCAUGCACGCGUCCACUCCUCCUCCCCCAAGAGCCGCUUCUUCCAGUGUCUCUCCGCCAACAUCAAGUCAUUCCGGCCAGCCUCCAGCGGGUGGGAAGCCUGCGCCGGUGCUGCGAAACAAGGAAAGCUUUUUCGAAGAUUUGCCAAUGACUUCAAAGCCUAGAUCUGCCUCUAGGCAAAGUCAGAGGGUUUCUUCACCAGCACAAACAGCUCCACCUCCACCCCUAGGACCCCCAGCACAGACCCGGCUUGCACCAUCACCGCUAUCGCCGCCGAUGCUGUCACCCGAUACCCCUGACAUGUCUCGUUCUGCCUCUGGAGGUAUCCCGAACCUCGUCUUAGGAGAGCGCCCGAACCCUUACGCGCCACAGCCGGGGCAACAGGCUCCCAGCAUUCCUAACAAUGCUAGAUACUCUCCUGCACCCCCGGCGGUCCCCGCAGCCAAUGGUCGCCCAUCAUCUUCCAGCAGAUACUCUCCUGCACCAACUGGCGCGAGGCCACCUGUGCCUUCUUACCACUCAGCGUCUCCUACUGUGCUGCCACACUUGCCUAGAACGUCAAGCCCCUUGGCUCAUUUUGAGGUUUCGCGUGAAGCUCCGAGUACCAAUGGAGACCACCUGGCCGAUCGCAGGUCGAGUUACAGCCUCGAACCAAGAAUCACAAGAGUUCCGUCACUCCCCGUCACCCGCGAGGUGGAAGAAGAGGAUGACUCCAGACCUUCCCACCUGAGCCAACCCGGAGGCGGCAUUCCUCCUGAGUCUAGGUAUAGCCCGGCACCGCCAGCGGCAGCUAGACACACGCCGCCGCCGCCACCUGCUUCGCAGGGACCUCCGAUGCAUUCGGCUCUGUCACCUCCGAAGAGGUCCAACUCCAACUACAUGCCACAGGCCGCAUCGCAUGAGUCGCCGCCGGACAACAGAUUUGCUCCGCCACCAAGAUCUCAGACGCAAUCUCCAGGCUCUUCUCACGGGAGACCGACCUCUCAACCUGUUGCGCGUCCAUCUUCCGUCCACAGCCCCACGUCUCCAAGGGCAACGAGAUCGUUCCCGCAACCGCAUGCGCCUGUCACCCGUCCGCGUGGACCUUCACAGAGUUUGAACAUGGUCGCGCCGACGGAUGGUCGUGAGCUUGAUACCUUGCAGAGAUGGAAGGGUGCUCCUAUCAUCUCUUGGGGCGUCGGCGGAACCAUGGUUACCUCCUUCCCGAAGAAUGUGCCUCGGUAUGGUAUCGGCCAGACGGCACCAAUGAUCAUCCGCAGCCCCGGAGAGGUCCAUGUCAAGCACAUCAAGGAUAUUCAGCCUCUCGAGGAGAGAUUGGCCAAGUUCCCGGGCCCUCUCAAAGGCAAAUCGAAGAAGAAGGAAACGGUUGCUUGGCUGACAGCUGGCAUUGAAUCGCUGGAGCGGGAGUUGCCGGACAUCUCAUUCCAAACACAGCUUUCUCACGAGCAUAAGCGUGCGGUCGAAAGAGUGUUGCUCUGGAAGAUUCUUCGCGUGUUCGUCGAAUUUGACGGUACCCUAGAAGCCACUCCGGCGGUCGACAAGGCGGUACGAGAUGUGCUUGCUCCCGGCCUCACUGUGGAGGAGGGCGAGCCCACACCCGGCUACGGUGCUGUUGUCAGCGCUGAAGCGCUUCAGGAGUCGUCUGUCACUCAGAUGAAGGCGGAUGCGGUCGACUCGUCUACGAUGGAUCACAUUCGCAAGCACCUUCUGGUCGGCGAGCGCGAGAAGGCCGUGUGGGCCGCAGUUGACAAACGCCUUUGGGGUCACGCCAUGCUGAUUUCCAACACUGUGUCCCCGGAUCUGUACAAGCAGGUUGCCCAGGAAUUCGUGCGCAAGGAGGUCAACUAUCCUGGCCACAAUAACGAGUCUGUUGCGGCACUCUACAAAGUGCUCUCUGGCAAUUUCGACGACUGCGUCGACGAGCUCGUUCCCGUGCAUGCCCGGGCUGGAUUCCAACUGAUGAACACGACUUCUGCCACCGGCCCAGCCAAGGACGCAACUGAGGGGCUCGACAAAUGGCGGGAGACGUUGGGACUGGUACUGAGCAACAGGAGCACUGAUGAUGUCCGUGCUCUGAAUGCUCUUGGCAAUCUUCUUUCAUCCUACGGGCGCGCUGAGGCAGCUCACAUUUGCUUCCUCUUUGGUAGGAAGGCGACCAUUUUUGGAGGUCUGGAUGACGGCACCUCAAACUUCGUCCUCGUUGGUGCCGAUCAUAAGACCCAGGGUGACCAGUUUGCCAAGGAGACCGAGGCGUUGCUGCUGAGUGAGGUCUACGAGUUUGGUUUGUCGCUGUCUGGCACCUCACCUCUGUCGGCUGGCGUGCCACACUUGGCGGCCUACAAACUGCAGCAUGCCAUGACGCUGGCCGAGUACGGUCUGCGAGACAAGGCACUGCAAUACUGCGAGGCCAUUGCCGGCUCGAUCACUGCUCAGACGAAGAGAUCUCCCUACUACCACCCCAUCUUGGAGACUGCAGUAGAGAACCUGAGGGCGAGACUAAAGCAGGCUCCUAAGGAAGAGUCUUCAUCUUGGAUUUCUAAGCCCAGUAUGAACAAGGUCUCAGACACAGUUUGGAGCCGUUUCAACAAGUUUGUUGCAGGCGAUGAGAACGAAAACGCCGCAGCUGGUGGCUCCGCCGAGGGUGCUGAAUCCGGACCGUUUGCUCGAAUUGCAGGUGGCACGCCGACCAUCAGCCGAUCUCCCUCAGUGUCCAACUUCGAACCGCUGUAUCAAGGUGCAACUCCAGGUUUCCAAGUCGGGUCCCCACCUUCAGCAGUUCCUAUUCCCGCUACGAGGGCAGCAUCUCGAUAUGCGCCAACUUCCGGAACGCCCGCUCUGUCCAGCUCUUACGAGCCUGGCUCCGGAUACAGCCCGGCUCCUGCUUCGGUUGGACGUUCGUCAAAUGAGCUGUCCCGUAGCCCCUAUGAGCCGAACGCCGGAUACAUGCCCGCACCGGCAUCUAUUGGCCGUUCAUCGAACGAAUUCUCGCGUAGUCCCUACGAAGGCGGUUCCUACAUGCCUGCGCCUGCCCCGGCAGGACGCACUUCCAACGAGCUUUCUCGCAGCCCCUAUGAGCCCCGAAAUUCGAUGGACUCGCAGCACGGCAACGCAAACGGGGGCUACAUGCCGCAGAGUCUCUCCGGCCCGUCCCUCGGAUAUACGCCCCCGACCUCUGCUCCGGCUCAGCCAGGAGCUGCACCGGUCUCCCCUCUGCAGCCGCCCGCUAACUCGCCGUACGAGCCUUAUGGUGUUAGCCAGCCGUCCACGAUCCCCUCGGUGGAGGUCGAGACGCAAACUGGCACCCAAGAAUCGAAUGACUUGUCUGGUUCCGGCUACCAGCCACCCUCCUACGUAUACGAGCCCCCGUCCCUGGUCCCCAGCGACGAGCCUCAGUCGCAAGGUCAAGAUAGCACUGGCUCGGAUGGUUACCAGCCUCCAUCUUUCCAACCGUAUGGCUACGAACCGCCCUCAUACAACCCUGAGCCUGAGGCGGACGAAGAGGCCGAGGAGCCAAAGCGAAAGCCAAAGAGUUUCAUGGAUGACGAUGAUGAUGAUAUCCCUGGUCUCAAGGCACUUAGGUCAACAUCCGAGGAUAAGAGCAAGGCGGAGAAGGAUAAGGAGAACGAGGAAAUGUUCAAGAAGGCAGCUGAAGAAGAUGCCAAGCGAGCAGCAGCCGCGCAGCAGCAGAAGAAGGGGUGGGGCUUCAGCAGCUGGUUCGGCGGCAAGAAGGAAGCGAUUCCUGAUGCCGCACAGCCCAACAAGCCUAUUAAAGCCAAGCUGGGUGAAGCCAACAACUUUGUGUAUGAUCCCGAGCUGAAGCGUUGGGUGAACAAGGCUGCAGGCGCAGACCAAGCGCAGGCCAAGACGGCGACACCGCCGCCACCGAAGGCCGGCCCUCGGUCUAUGACGGGAACACCUCCCCCUCGUAUUAUGACUCCGCCCAUGGGCCGAGCAAGCGCGCCUCCCGGUGGUCCGCCAGUUCCAGAUCUUGCGAAGACGCCCUCUAUUGAGAGUCUUGGUGGUGGCCCGCCGGGACCUCGUCCGCCUGCAAUGAUGCGCUCGGUGUCGAACACAAGUGCGGCUGGAGGUCCUCUCAGUGGUCCUCCAAGCCGGCCCGCGACGAGCAUGAGUAAUGCUAGUAGCAUUGACGACUUGCUCAGUGCCGCUGGCCCACGUAAACCCGGAGCCAAGAAGGCCAAGAAGGGUGGCCGUUACGUCGAUGUCAUGGCGAAGUAA